Messenger RNA from Anarrhichthys ocellatus (wolf-eel), 6142 nucleotides. It is a transcript of the gene robo4, whose product is annotated as roundabout, axon guidance receptor, homolog 4 (Drosophila). Gene Ontology annotation, biological process: axon guidance; dendrite self-avoidance; homophilic cell-cell adhesion. The record is from RefSeq and is a predicted model, not a curated record. NCBI's taxonomy places the organism in Eukaryota, Metazoa, Chordata, Actinopteri, Perciformes, Anarhichadidae. Bases 336 to 3710 code for a protein of 1124 amino acids. Gene Ontology annotation, molecular function: cell-cell adhesion mediator activity. Gene Ontology annotation, cellular component: axon; plasma membrane. The transcript has 19 exons.
CCCCUUUCCCCUCACUACUCGCUCAGCAUGAGGUCUGAAACUUGUUUUUUGAUCAUUGUUUCCCCGCCCGAGUUCUCUUACCGCGGGAGAAAAAAAAGGACCCAAAGAGGAGGGAGAUGGGGAGACCAAGAGCAGCCAAAUUAAAGAGGGAGGGAAGGGGAGCACACAGCCAUGUUUGAGGAAUAUGAAGAAAACAUACUGUUGAACUAUCUCUGUAUAACCAGUGGAGCGUAGGACAGGUCACAUGUUGGAUGUUUGUGGAGCCAGUUCACUUUUUACUGAGGGUAUGGUCGGUGCAGCGGAGCUGCAGUAGGGAUUCCAGGUCUUGACUGAAGAUGCGGGUCGGUGUGUGGCUUCUCUGGGUGUCCUGGUUCUACACCUGGGCAGAGUUCUCGCAGAGGUGCGAGUGCCAAGACGCGUGUCCAACAGAGUCAGGACUGGACAGGAGGUCAAAGAGCCGGGUCAAGGAGCAUGUUGGUCACGGUGUGGGACACAAGCGCACGGCUCACAGGAGCAGGCCGCACCGCAAAAAAGGUUCCAGAGUUCAUGGACAGGAGACGCCGCCCCGCAUCGUCCACCACCCGGCUGACGUGGUGGUGAAAGUCGGGAAUCCCGCCACGCUCUCCUGCCGGGCGGACGGCAGCCCCACGCCAACCAUCGAGUGGCUGAGGAACGGACAGCCUCUGGAGACGGGGGGAGACGGACAGCUGCAGCCCAUCGUCUUAUCGGAGGGGAGCAUCUUCUUCUUGAGCGUGGGAGGGGGCAGGAGAGGUCAGGCGCACGAGGGCGUCUACACCUGCGUGGCCAGGAGCAGUGCAGGCACGGCCACCAGCCGCAACGCAUCGCUGUACAUCGCAGUGUUGCAGGAGGAGUUCAGUUUGCAGCCCAGUGAUGUGGAGGUGGCAGAGGGGGAGGUGGCUGUCUUAAACUGUGGCCCCCCAAUGGGACACCCUGAACCGAAUGUCAUCUGGAAGAAGAAUGGCUUGCCCAUCAACAACACUGAUCACCACUACACAGAGCUGAGUGGGAGGCUCAUCAUCGCCCCUGCAGAGAAGACCCACUCUGGUGCUUAUGUGUGCGUGGCCAGCAACACCGGGGGAGUGAGGGAGAGCAGGGCGGCUCGGCUCUCUGUGCUGGCCAAGCCGGUGUUGGUGCUGAAGCCAGAAAAUGUGUCCGUGAGGAUGGGGGAGUCUGCCCAGUUCUACUGCCAGGCUACAGGUGACCCCCCGCCUGCUGUGGUCUGGAUCAGAGAGCAGGGGCCACUGCCCAAUGGCAGAUAUCUUGUAACCCCAGACCACACUCUCCAGAUCCACUAUGUGACAGCCCAGGAUGCUGGGAAGUACACCUGCACUGCUGUCAAUGAUGCAGGUGUGGUCACUGCCAGCGCACAGCUACUAGUUGAAGAGGCUACCAGCAGUACUCAGAGAGACCUCCACAAAGAGCUGUCAGCCUUGCGAGUUGCUCUGGAAAACGUCACCAUCGUGACCCCUGGGUCUAACAUAUCGCGAGUACAAUGGAAGCUCCAGUCCCUCCCAGCCCAGCCUCACUACCUCGACGGCUUUGAGGUGCUCUAUCGCUCUCUGCUGCCCGCCAGCUCCGACUGGGCAGCGAAAAAGGUGGCUCUGCCCAGCUUCCAGGCUCCUGUGGGCCCCUUGAAGAGGGGCUACAAGUACGAGUUCAAAGUUCGUCCCUAUGGCAGCAGCCUGUAUGGGAGGGAGAGCAACACCCGGCACCUCAGAGUCCCCGAGACAGUGCCCAGUGCCUCUCCACUGGCUGUGUCCAUAACAGUGAGCCAUGAGCAGAAUAACACCAUCCAUUUGAGCUGGGGGCCUCCUCCUCACGAAACCCACAACGGGAUCAUACAGGGUUACCAGGUGUUUUGUGUGGAGUCUGAGGAGCAGCAGUACCAAAACUGGACAGUGGACAGCGGCCAACACAACCUCGAAAUCUCCACCCUCAAACCAGGGAGACGGUAUUGGAUCACCAUUGCAGCUGUCAAUGGGGCUGGAGUGGGAAUGUUGAGCGACCCUCAUGGAUUUGUCAUCAACCCACAAAUUGGCGGUCCCCACGAGUCAGACGGCCAAACACGGGAUCUGUCCCAAGUCCUGGCCCUGCUUCAGGACCCGGUGUUGAUCGGCAGCAUUGGCGCCCUCCUGUGGUGCGUUCUGAUGGUGUCGGCUGUCUACCUCUGCAGACGCCACAGCAGGACAGGCCACCUGAUACCAGGACAUGGCAGGGCUAAAGGUUUGCGCAGACUAGCCGGUGAAGAUCUCAUCAUAAAACACAGGAUGGCAGCUCCAGACUCCCCUUGGAUCUCUGGAGGCUGGAGACCUGCCUUAAACCACAAGUAUCAGGACCUCUGGGCCCACGGUCAGAAACAUCCAGGACUCAGGGGCACCAGCCUCCCGGCCUCCUGGAAGGACCCUGGCCGCGUGGACUCGGCCGUCCCCAUUGUGACCGACAGCUGUGGCUUUUACGGCACUUUCUACGUGGACCUGAUGGGCAGCGGCCUCAAGACCUUCAACAGUCCCGGGUGUCGCCCCAAGAUGCCUCACGGUCCGCCCCAUCAGCAAGGAGCCGAGACCAUCCAGAUAUUCCCUCAGCCUGUCGCCAACACCCCACCCCUCGGGAGCCGGGAGGCUCUGCCGUGGAAACAGGCCAUACGGCCACAGCCCAAGAUGGGUGUGCUGAGGGAGUCGUGGGAAAAAAGCCACAGCAAGCAAGAGUUGCAUGCAGUGAACAGCGUCCCCAUAGUGCCGACCAGGAACCAGGCUUAUCCAUCCAGACUCUACAAACAGAGACUCAGUCACGUCCCAUCAGGCCGGCAUGAGUGUGAUAAAGUUACUGGCUGUCCUCGCAUGCUGCAUUACUCUGCAUCAUUACACCUAGUGGACAUGCUGCCCCCCCCACCACCAGUGCCCAUGGAGGACACCACGGACACACACAGCCUCACCUCAGAUGAAGGCUCCAGUCGUUCUACGAAGCUCACAGGGGACAUGGGCUCUCUGCAGUCAGUGUGUGCUGCGUCAGGCUGCCGUGGGCAGCAACGAGCCACCGACCACGGCUGCCCCUCCUACAGCCACCUGUCUACUACGCCCUAUUCCACGUCAGUGGAUGGAGAACAGGGCGGCACGCUGACGGCACAGGAAGCCGCCCAGUACCUGGAGCUCAGCCCGAAACCUGAGAGAUGCAGCAGUGCCCUGCAUGAGCACCACCUCUCCCCCACCCUGGGCUACAUCUGUGGCCCAGUCCGCUCCGGUCAGCAGUACGCUGACCCUGCCACCGGUGAGCCUGAGUUCCCGCCGAUAGGCUUGCGACACGCCCGCCUCCGGAGCACACCCUCCUCCUGCUACAGCGAAUGGGACAGCUCGCUGUGGAACACCUGGAGCUCCGUCACGGACAGCAACAUGGCCAGCGCUCGCACCAGCCUCAUCAGCUCGGUGGACAGCUGCUACACCAACGACAGCGCACACUUCGCCCGCCUGCUGGCUGCGGCGGCGGAGACCAUGAGUGGAGCCUCUCUGUCAGACUUCUCCCCGCCAGCCUCCCCCCUCAGCGCGUCGUAUCUGGCAUUCCGCACGGAGAGCGACUUGUUCAGCGAGCUGGAGCCGGUCCCUGCGUGGGACUGGAGCUCGGCCUGGGUGGAGGAGAUGGAGGCUCGGUGCAGAGCCCAGUAUCCUGGCAGGAACGGCAGACCCUUCGACGCUUAGGGACUCUGAAAGAUACAACGUGGCUGAAACACCUCACAGCAACGACCAGACAAACGGACAGACACGACUCUGGCUGACUUGAUUUCCCAGUCAAGAAUAAAUGCAUAUCUGGAUUUGAAAUAUAGUUGGAGCCAGCUCCGUGAUGUUUAAGACACGCUGCUUGUAGACAUCUGUAAUAGUUUUCCCAAUUUACCUCAGGGCAAUCUAGAUAACUUCCAUCCAGUCUCUGAAGUCUCCCCCCCUCCCGUAUCCUCUCUGCUCAUUAGAGAACAGCGUAAUGAGAGACUUCCCUCGGGAUGCUUUCACUGUGUUUUGAAAAGUGCCAGAAAGACACAACGACAGGAUGUGAGACGGUGAGGAAUCAGUCAUUAGGAAGAAGGAAUGCAGCGCUGGAGCUUUCUGUCCACACGUUUGUUUCUUAUCUUCAUUGUGUUGCAUGUUUUAUUAGAGUCCUCCACACAGAGCGGAGCAGAGGGACUUUGUACAGACUGUUUUCCUGAUCAAGUGUAUAUAUAUUCUGCAUAUUCAACAAAUGUUAUUUAAAGAAUUUCAAACGCAUUGCAAAUCAUUUUCUGCCUUUCCAGAUUAUUCUGGGAUUAUUCAUUUACAUUUUUUUAUAUUUUAAGAUUUUUUUUACACUUUUUAUGUUUGUAUCAGACAAAAUAUUCUGUAGUUCAGAAUAGCAGAAGUAGAAAAAGUUAUUGUUUAAAAGUCCUUUGUUCACAAUUAACUGAGCUAACUUGAGGUUUUAAAUAACUUUAAUUUUAGGAAGCAUUCAACAAAAGAUAUUGUGAAAGUUAUGCUGCAUUGAUUAGUCUUUGCAUGCUUUAUGUUUUAUAUAGAAAUGCACUAAUGUGGUAGAUGUUUUACAUUUCUAAGAAUUUGUGUUUUGUUCACUUAACAGAUGUAUUUUACAAUUUUGAAGAAGAACUUUGAAUUGAUUGAAAUCAGGUUUUACAUUUGGAACGCGUCCUGGCCGAGCUGUGAAAUAUAACUUCCUGACAUGUUGCAUGUUGUCUGCAACAAUGUUUGACUGAAGCUGAACUUAUUUUCCCCUUUUGACAUUGAUGUUUUCUCUUAUGUUGUCUUAAUUAAAACACCUUCAUACACGCUACAUUUUAUUGUGAAACAUCUACCAUACAGGAUGUAUCCGCAGCUUCUCCUAGAGGGUUUUUCACUCUGUCAGUCUCUGUGGAAGUGAAGGAAGUGAGGUAUCUGCACUACACUGUCCCUCUGUGGCCUGUGGGCAGGACUUCUGUUGACCCCUGCUGUUUAAAGGCUACGUGGAGCAUGGAGGGGAUGCUUAGAACUCAUCUGUUGGGCUUGAUUAACCAAGAGAAACAAUGCUGCUGCACCUGAUAAUGGCUGCUAAUUACAAAGCCGCUGGAGAGAAUAAUUAAACCAAUCCAUGUGUGUGUGUAUACAGAGACAGGGAGUGUGAUUCUAACUGUAGUGGAACGUUAAUGGCUCAUCUCCAAAAGAAAGAAAAGAUUUCACCUUCUCCCAGUUUAAAGCAGAUUACCUGCAAACACUUGAUAUUUCAGUCAAACCUCGCUGAGUCUUAUGAGUAUUGGGAAGAAAAGCUGUGAGGCCCACAGAUAUUCCAAUAUGUAUCUAAUCGAAUAUGAUUUUCCUCAAUGACUUUGUGUGAGUGAGUGUCUGGGGUCAAACGGGGAUGUUGAGCUAAGAAGUGCUUUGCUGUCUGUUUCUCUUAUCAGCUGCACAGGAGCAGCUGGACCACAGUGUGUCUGCAGUUCUACAAAUAAAGAAAAUGCACAAUUACAGUUGAAAAAAACCCGUCUGAGUUACUUAAGAUUAAGCACAGGAAUAAGACACAGCAAAGACUUCUAUAGGGAUUAUAAUCCUAAAGCCUGUGUUCAGAUCUCUACAGAUGGAUCUAAUGAGCAGCAAACAUGCAGCAGGUGGGAUUAACAAGAGGAUCGUUUGAAUGUGAGUACUGUUGAAUUGUUACCAUGUGGAUGACAUUAAAAGGAAGUGAACAGGUCAGCUGCAGUAAUAUUACAUCAUAGCUACAGCCAGAAGUCAUCAGGAUCUGCUUUGUGAAUAUUAACUCCACAAUGGUUUGGCAAAACAAUCGCAGCACACCGGUAUCCUGAGAGGAGAGCAGACAGGGUAUCAAUGUCAGAGGGAUGUUCAGACAUAUGGGACCAAAGUGGAAUAAGGAAGUAACGGUAAUAAGGUUGAACAUUGGACACAGAAACCUGAACAGAACACUUGUUAUCAAAGGAAAUCUUUUUGCAAUCUAUCAUGCAGAGAAUUUACACCGGAGGGACAGGAAGUGAUCAAACUAUUACAGAAAAGCAUGGCAGCGUUAAAGGGUUAGUGGAGACAGUGAGCUGGGGGGACGUGGUUAUUUCAGGACGACUGAUGAAACCUGAAGGUGGCAGUAAUGCAACAUCAUGGAUGCCAAA